Micromonas pusilla CCMP1545 is the source of this 225-nucleotide messenger RNA. RefSeq lists its product as uncharacterized. The coding region runs from base 1 to 225 and encodes 74 amino acids. NCBI's taxonomy places the organism in Eukaryota, Viridiplantae, Chlorophyta, Mamiellophyceae, Mamiellales, Mamiellaceae. The transcript has a single exon. The record is from RefSeq and is a predicted model, not a curated record.
AUGGCUAUAGCAUAUGGGUAUUUGCAGUGGAAAUGCGAGAUGCGCUGGAUCGAACCGAAAAAAGAGACAGAUAGUAUUUUUUUCGAAAACAGACCCGUCUUCGUGGGCCUCGGACAGGUUAACAGGCUGAUUAUCGGAUCAUUGUUCUUUGUAAGUAACCUCCCUUCCGUGCUCGCAUGGGCAAUCAGUUACAGUACAACUACAGUGUAUCAGUCGUACGUGUAG